Messenger RNA from Heterobasidion irregulare TC 32-1, 2406 nucleotides. RefSeq lists its product as uncharacterized. The record is from RefSeq and is a predicted model, not a curated record. The transcript has 12 exons. Lineage: Eukaryota; Fungi; Basidiomycota; Agaricomycetes; Russulales; Bondarzewiaceae. Bases 34 to 2082 code for a protein of 682 amino acids.
GAGAUAUUGAAGAGGCUGAGGGAUUCUGAUAAUAUGGUUGCAGGAGCGGGUAUCACGACGUGUAUCGUGCUUCAUGAGAACAAUCUUCUGGGCGAAGAAGCCGUGUUAGGGAUACUAAAGACUCUCGGACGUGCUAGCCAGUCCGUCAACUUUUCAGCUUCUGCGAGACAGAUGACAAGACGGGCGCUGCGUCUCGUUUCCCUUCUAUCACCAUCGCGAGAAGCUGUUCAAAUUGUGCUUGAACUUAUCCAGGAUAUAUCAGUCAAACCUACACGCAUGCAAGUCCUUCUUUGCGAGUGCUUCCGUGUCCUUCGACACGUGCCUCUCGACCUCCUUUCAACGUUUCUUCGCACACCCGAAUCCUCCCCAAUCGCUCUCAUCCGCCAGCUAGUUUCCUCAGAAGAACCCAACGAGCAAUACGUCUUCCUCACAUGCCUGGAAUGUAUUGAUCCUGUUCUAUGGGCCGGUACGUUACCUGGACGUCCGGCCGUUCUCGAUGCAUGGGAAGUGGAGCGCGUUAUGCAAUUUCUACAUUCAGCCGACAGCGCGAUACGGAGAAAGACACUGAGCAUCCUAUCCAACGUCGACCCAAACCUUCUUGGCGCUUAUUUCGAGCAAAUAUCCGAGACACUUUCUGAGACAGCUCAGGAUGAGAGUAUGGUUAUCAUCAGAUUACUCGAAAUUGUCGAGGUAGUAUCCGGUUGGGAUGGAGAGCUCUAUGCGCGAUCUGUCAGGGACGUAUUCUUGAAAGCGAGCGGUAGACCUGAUUCGCAAACUGGUCGUCGUGUUCUUGAGCAAGCGGUGGAGCAGGUUCUCUCGCGAAUCCGAGACGGGGAUGCAUCAUUUGGACUUAGCGUAGCAACUACUCUCUUGACUUUGGCCAUUGAUUCAAAUGACGAGCCAGGUUCAGCAUCGCUCAUGGUCAUCGUCGCUGCGCUGACAUGCGAAUUCGCAUCGCAUCUUUCAAUAGCCCCUGUUGAAUUGUUGAAGGCCCUACAGAAGAAGUUGAGACUUUAUCCUGCAUCGAUUCAGGAGGCUUUUCUAUUGGCGAUGCUGCGUCUCAUCGCGGAGUGUAACGAGGUUCCGCAGAGUAUCGUUGAGGAUAUCACUUUGCUGAGCGAAGUCUCUGGGCGAUAUAUCCAACGUCGUUGCGCUCAAUUCUUGGCAUUCUGCAAGCAGCCUGCCUUGUUGAAGCGAAUUGCGUCUGGCGCAAAAUCACGUGCUCUUCCAGAUUUCCUUCUUGCGUUAGAGUCCAAUCAAUACCCGUCUGCGGUUCCCCACAGGACCCCCUCUCCCCCUCCACCUCGAAUGCGAUCUCCGAGCUCUCCUCGUUCUUCGUCUACCCAAGCAUUGCGUUACGCCGCUUACGACCCACCGCCCCCACCGCCCUCGCGUACCCGCUCACAUACUCGGCACAAGUCGAGUGCACGCACGGUCAGCAGUUCGCGGUCUGUGGCGUCCGACGACACGCGGCCGGGAAGUGCGCUGAGCGCAGGUGUAGGUGUCAUAGGCGAGACGGUAUCACCGGGAGAACUCGCGCUGGUUGCGGGGCGUGGAGACCUAGAUAAGAUAAUCAGCCCGAACGCCAGUACACCUACUCGUACCAUGCCGCCGACUCCCGUUGACCUUCUGGGCUCUCGAAUGGAUCUGAUUUCUCUCGAUUCGCCUUUCCUCCCCGAGCCUGUUGUUUCGCUCAGUCAAGCCAUGCUUUCCUCGCCAGCACCCAUCCCCAAUGCAAUGUACGAGGUGCAACAGGCAAUCUAUAGCCCUGAGCAAGACUUCAUGCGCAUUUGGAAUACGCGUGAGAAGCACAAUGCACGGGGCUGGACCGAAGCACCAUUAGAUGUCAUUGUACGGCGGCUGCAGACCAUCCAGUUGCAUCUGGUCAUGCUUUCUGCAGACCAACCGCCGUUUGAAGGUGAAUUGAAGAUCAUUCUUCGGAGCGACGCACCAUCGACUUUGGGGACUGCGGCCAUGAGGCUGAGGGAUAGCGACGAAGAUGGUUGCUUGUGGCGGUUAAGAUGCGAUGAUGAGAGGUUCGUGGCGCACCUGAACAGCGUGUUGUGCGAGAGUGCACGGUAGCUGGACGGACAGAAGCGGUUGUUCAAUUGUAAACCCGCUAAAAAUUAACAUGGACAACGCUUUCCCAGAACAGACGAAGGCAGCCGAUGCAGUUACAUUAAAACGACACCAAUAGACACUGUAACUACCAGCCCAUUCUCACGAGAGUGAACUAUACAUACCGUCAUACGUCUGACAAGUCCCAGUAGUGUAAGAUAGCCACUAUAGCAGCAUCCUCCGCCCGCAGCAUUCACCCGACUGCACUCUUGCGUCUGUUGCGAGUUUCAUACAUGGUGAGCCUCUGGUUGAGGUUGCUGGCCCUCAAAAUCCAUCUUCUGGUGACUC